GCAGUUCUAAAAAGUUUGUUCUGACGUUUUUGAAAGAUCGCGACUGUUGUGGUGCACGUUUUGACAUUUGUUUUGGCCUGCUCCUGUAGCCAACUGAGAUGCAGUAAAAGAUAUGGUAGGUGAUAUACCUGAAAUUGGGAGGAAGACAAGUUGCAAUUGUUAUAGGAGGUGCAUCCCCUGUUGUGUGUGCUCUUGUGGGUCUGUGAUGGCAGCGUUCCGCGGCGUGUGGACACAAGACUUCUGGCGUGCCGUCUUCGGCGAGCUUCUGGCCAUGACCCUGUUUGUCUUGCUGAGUCUGGGCUCCACCAUAGCCUGGGGUUCCCCAACGAACGCCACCGCCCCAGCCAGCAGCACCUCACCCACUCACCCUCCUGACCUGGUGCUAAUCUCCCUCUGCUUUGGCCUGGCUAUAGCCACGCUUGUCCAGUGCUUUGGCCACAUCAGUGGUGCCCACAUCAACCCGGCCGUCACCGUGGCAAUGGUUGCCACGCGGAAACUGAGUCUGGCCAAAGGGGUGUUCUAUGUGGGGGCGCAGUGCGUGGGGGCGAUGAUUGGGGCAGGGAUGCUGUACGCCAUCACUCCAGAGGCUGUCAGGGGUGGCCUAGGAGUCACUAAGGUGAACCCUGGCAUGUCGGUUGGCGCUGGUCUUUUAGUAGAGCUCCUCAUCACGUUCCAGCUGCUCUUUACCAUCUGUGCCACCUGCGACCCAAAGCGGACUGACCUGAAGGGGUCGGCAGCCCUGGCCAUCGGCCUGUCUGUGUGCACUGGACAUCUGUUUGCUAUUCCAUACACCGGAGCUAGCAUGAAUCCAGCUCGAUCAUUUGGACCAGCGGUGGUCACCGCCAGCUGGGAAAACCACUGGGUAUAUUGGGUCGGCCCCGUAAUCGGGGGACUCCUUGCAGCGGCCAUGUACGAGUACCUGCUGUGUCCGGACUCCAAAAUGAAGCAGCGCUACUCACAAGUGUUCUCGCGAGGACGCUUCCCCUCCGAGCCGCUGGUGGUAGCUGACCCGGACCUCGGAGACUUUGCAGAGAAGCAGCCGGCCUUCACAGUGCUGGACGUGGAGCGCGCCGAGAGGCUGGAGCAGCGAGAGCGCGCGCCCACAGGCGAGGUGCUAUCUUCAGUAUGACUAGUGAGGGUCAGGGAGGGGGAGGACAAGAGCACCGGAGCAGAUGCUGCUAAUCCUAAUGUGAAUGCUAAAGCUAACGCUAAGCUGCGCUACUCAACUAUAGCACGGCUUCAAGAGACUGACCUGCUGUAAGAGACGGACCACAACACAGGGUGUGUGUGUGUGUGUGUGUUUGAGUGUGUGUGUGUGUGUGUGUGUAUGUGUGUGUGUGUGUGUGUAUGACUACUUGCAGUGGUGUACAUCUGCUUGCCUCAUUGCUACUCUGUCCUCAGACUCUGUAUCAAGCCCUCUGCAAUCAAUCAAAGUGAUUGAAAGCAAUGCUUUACGGACCGACAGACUGUCAAAGACACAUAAAGAAACACACACACAGGAAAACACACUUAUAAACAACAGAUAUUUUAAACACAAACACACACACACACACACACAUAUACACACACACACACAAACACACACACACACACACUUCUGAAUAUACUGACUGCAUACAGUACUGGCACUGUCAGGCAAGUCACAUACAGACAUGGGUGCUGUCCCCCAAAUGUAAGUAGGCACACAUCCCUCAGAACACAUCCCUCAGAACACACCCUCAGAACACAUCCCUCAGAACACACCCUCAUCCAUCAGAACACCCUCAGAAUCCUAAGAAAUCACAAGCUGAGAUUUUAGUGUCCUCUUAGUGUCCUCUUCAGUGUGUCAUGUGAUUUUAGUGUCUCAUCCUCUCCAACUCCUCAUGUCCAUUUUUCCAUACAAUGACCUUUAAACCCUACCCAACUCCUCCUCAGGGCACAUUGAAUGAGAGUCUCUAUGCUAUGUAAUUUUGAUUUGCAUUGUAUUGUUGUUGUUCAGUUUUGUAGACUCUAUUUCUCUGACAUAUCUCACAUCAUAGUGCCUUAGCCUCAGAUUUAAAGACAUCAUGUCACGGUCACUGCAGGGCAGGGUAGCCUUUAGGAAAGGCUCUGCCUCCAAUCUGACUAGACGACAGAUGGCAUUUGUGCCUUAUAGACCAGCAUGCAUGACUGCCAUACUUUAUAAAACAUAAAUCAGAGGGCUGCUUUAUAUUUUAGACCACUGACUUUAGAUUAAUUUACUGUAUUUAUUAUUUUGUAUUGUAGACCACGGGUAUAAUAGCUUUACUGAACAAUGGACCUGAUUUUAUUUAGAUUAUAGAGACUUUGGACAUACCAUAUGGAAUAAAUAGGCCUGCAUGUGGUGUGAGAAAAUAAUAUGUGAUUAAAUACUAUGAAUUACUAGAUUAGAAAUAAGAAUACUAGAUUAUUAGUGGAUUGUGGUGGACUAAUUUCUAGGAGUGAUUUGUAUUUAUUUUAACUUUUGACCACUUCUUAAAUGUGAAACUGUUAUUACGUACUUGAUUAGCACUGUUUCUGGAUAAGUAGCUAGUGAUUGAUUGUUCAACAUUCUAUUGUUCUAUUGAAAAUUGAUUGACUUUAACAAACCCUUUCCAUCUACAGACACAUGGACACACAUACACACUUACACGCACGUACACAAACACACACACACACACACAAACACACACAAUAUCCAUGUAAUUGUAUUUUUUCAUGUUAGUUGAAUUCUUUCCAGCAUGUUUUUUAUGUCCAUAUUUUGUUUCUUGGUGUUUUAUGCCCCCGACGUUGUCUUCAAGGCAGCGCUGUCGGGAAGGCACUAUGGUUAGCCAUGGGUUAGGGUUAGGGUUAGGUUUAGGACAAGAUGCCUUUAGGUCGACGGUGGCCGCGCUGCCUGGAAGACAACGUUGGGGGCAUAAAACACCAUCGAGCCCAUAUUUUACAGGGAAGGAGUAUACUUUAGUAGUAAUUUGUGCACUGAAUUCAUGAAUGGCUUUGUGUACUGAAUUAUAUCUUAAAUUAUGUAUCUUAAAUACAUUGUCUCUGUAUUUGCUGGUGUUUUUAUGGUUGUAAAAACCCCUGGGGUUUCCUCACAAAUUCUUGCAUUUUCUCAAGGUUGCCAGUAGAGGGGAGCAGAGGAACACCUUAGUUACCUCCUUUGAAGAAUUUGUGGUUUCAGUACCCACUUUUCGAACCGACAGGACUUUGUUUUACCACCACCACCCCUUCACACACACACACACACACACACACACACACACACACACACACACACAGACACGCACACCAUACACACACACACACACACACACACACACACACACACACACACACACGUUUAUCUCUCACUCUAGAGAUGAAAGGAUGCAGACGGGGAGGGACUCCUGGCGUUAGCUUUGCUGGCUCCCUGUCUUCACUUCCUUUUCCCCUCAGCUAUUUAUUAAAAUUUAAACCCUAAUCACUCCAUUUAAUGAAUGUUAAUUAAAAAAAAAGAAACAUUUCCAGAUAGCCUUUUUAAAUAUUUAAAGUCCCUUUCCUUGGAGGGACUUACUGUAUUACAGUCCAACAUUCCUUAUAUUAGCAUAGAGAGAUCAUAGUGUGCUAUCAGGGCCGAUUGUAAUGGUCCAGAUGACCUGAGCUACACUUUUUCCAGGCUACUGCUGCAGACAAGUGGAGUUUGAGAAGGGUGUGGUGACUUACUGGCAUCCUGAAUCGUGGCCUAGAGCAAGCUCCUGCUAACAAUGGGCAAUUAAAUAUGGAAAUAUUCAUCAAAGCAUCUGUGUGUGUGUGUGUGUGUGUGUGAGUAUGUUUGGUGUGUGUGUUUAGGGUGUGUUUGCAUUGGGGUCAUAAAUAUUAAUUAUAUUAUCGUGAAAUAUUAAAUAACUUGAUGUUGAGAA
Molecule: messenger RNA, 3875 nt
Organism: Alosa alosa (allis shad)
Lineage: Eukaryota; Metazoa; Chordata; Actinopteri; Clupeiformes; Clupeidae
Gene: aqp4
Product: aquaporin 4
Exons: 5
Coding region: 113-1129 (338 amino acids)
Biological process (GO): transmembrane transport
Cellular component (GO): plasma membrane; basolateral plasma membrane
Molecular function (GO): water channel activity
Source: RefSeq, a predicted model, not a curated record